Haliotis rubra (blacklip abalone) is the source of this 1642-nucleotide messenger RNA. RefSeq names its product 1-deoxyxylulose-5-phosphate synthase YajO-like. The record is from RefSeq and is a predicted model, not a curated record. Gene Ontology annotation, molecular function: oxidoreductase activity. Bases 89 to 1204 code for a protein of 371 amino acids. The transcript is spliced from 8 exons. NCBI's taxonomy places the organism in Eukaryota, Metazoa, Mollusca, Gastropoda, Lepetellida, Haliotidae.
CCCUUCAUACUACACUUUGCACCUCACUGCGUCAGCUGCGCCUGUUCUUCACGGAGAUACUGAGACUUGUCUUCCAGCACAGUUCACGAUGGCGGUGGUUCCAGACGAAUCCAAAGUGGUUUACAACUUUCUCGGCAAAUCUGGACUAAAAGUGUCAAAUAUCUGCCUUGGGACGAUGACAUUUGGGGAAAACCAAAUCGGCAUGUGGGGCCAGGCAAGCGAGGACAUGGCUCACCAGAUUCUGGACAGAUACGUGGAGUGGGGCGGCAACUUCAUCGACACCGCAGACGCCUAUUCCAGUGGCAAGUCGGAGUCGAUAUUGGGCAGCUGGUUGAAGAAACAAGACAGGGAAAAGUUUGUGAUUGGGACUAAAGUGAGGUUCCCCAUGUCUGCUGACAACCCGAACAGUGUUGGGCUGAGCAGACGCCACCUCGUGAAGAGCAUUCAGAACAGCCUGGAGAGGCUCCAGACCGACUAUGUGGAUCUGUACCAGAUGCACCUGUGGGACAACGCUACCCCGGUGGAGGAGACCGUGCGGACGCUAGAUGACCUUGUCCGGUGUGGCAAGGUCAGGUACAUUGGGGCCAGCAACAUGCUGGGUUGGCAGAUGCAGCAUCUGGUCGACCUCACCAAGAUGAUGGGGACGAAUCCCUUCAUCAGUUUACAGCAACAAUACAGUCUCGUGAGCCGGGACUCGGAGCUCGAGGCUUUCCAAGUGUGUAAGGCCAACGGUAUGGGUGUCUUACCAUGGAGUCCAUUGAAGGCGGGUCUGCUGACAGGCAAGUACAAACGUGAUUCGCGUCCCAAAGAGGGCAGGAUUGGCUGGGCAGCGGAGAAAGGACUUGGGGCCCAGGCCUGGCCUGCAUGGGACUCACUUCUCCAAGAUGAUCAAAUAUGGAAUACCCUGGACACACUGGAGGACAUUUCAAAGAAACAUGGAAAGUCUAUGGCCCAAGUGGCCCUUCGUUGGGUUCUUCAGAAGGACAUCGUGUCAUCUGUCCUCAUCGGGACAACCAAGAUGACCCAGCUGGAAGACAACAUGGGCGCUGCUAACGGAUGGAAGUUGUCACCCGAAGACAUGGCGGCCCUUGAUGCAGUAUCGGCGCCCAAACUUCCUUAUCCUUACGAAUUCAACACUCGCUUGAACAAGGGCCGGAGUAACGCUUUCAUUCCUUCAUACACUGUACAGAACAGCUCCUUCUAGUCGUACUGUUAUCUGAGACAUGCAAUGACCAAUAUGCGGAUCCUAAACACUCAGAAAUGUGUUUUGAUACAGAACGCAUUAAGAACUUGUGCUAAACGAUAUUUGUUUGCCACUUCAAUGAACAUUUAUGUAAUACAUGCUUUAUUCGUCUUUACAUGUCUGGUACGAAUACAUGUAUACCUGUGUUGCCCAACUCGCUUAAAGGAAUGAGUAGAAAUUGAAGAUAUUUUUCUUGAAUAUAUAUUUGUGUUGAAUGCAUUGACGAUGGCGAUGGCAACAGCAACAUGAAAACGGUUGGUUUCCUUGGAAACAAGGUCAGACAGCCAAUUCAAAAAGAUCUGUCCAAAUAUGAUACAUGAUUGGAAAUACGAUUUGCCCGUCUUAAGGGAUGUUGUAACAAGAUUAUUAAAGGCAUGCCUUUUGGGGUAUGGUAAUACA